Miscanthus lutarioriparius is the source of this 1563-nucleotide messenger RNA. Lineage: Eukaryota; Viridiplantae; Streptophyta; Magnoliopsida; Poales; Poaceae. The record is from the annotation of a GenBank genome assembly.
AUGCAUGCAAUGGCGUGGUGGGGCGGCAGGGAGGCCGAGCCGUUCCCGUCCGUGGACAAGUGCGACGCGUUCCGCCUCGGCCGGGGCUCCACGGUGGUGGCGGACCUGGACGGCGCGCUGCUCCGGUCCCCGGACGCCUUCCCCUACUACGCGCUCGUCGCCUUCGAGACGGGCGGCGCGGCGCGCCUGGCGCUCCUCCUGCUCCUAUCGCCGCUGGCCGCGGCGCUGCGCCGCGCGGUGUCGGAGUCCGCGGGGGCGCGGGUGCUGGUGUUCGCGGCCACGGCGGGCGCGCGCGUGGCCGACAUCGAGUCCGCGGCGCGGGCCGUGCUGCCCAGGUUCUACGCCGCCGACGUGCACCCGGGCGCGUGGCGGGUCUUCUCCGCGUGCGGCGGGAGAAGGCUGGUGCUCACCGCCGCGCCGCGGGUCAUGGCCGAGCCGUUCCUCCGGGGGUACCUCGGCGCCGACGCCGUGGCGGGGACGGAGCUCGCCGCGUGGCGGGGACGCGCCACGGGGUGGGUCGACGCGCGCCGCGGUGGCGUGCUCGUCGGCGAGAGCAAGGCACAGGCGCUGAGGGAGAUGCUCGCCGCCGGGAAGAUGCCCGAUGUCGGGCUCGGACACCGGAGAUCGGAUUACGCCUUCAUGAGCAUCUGCAAGGAGGCCUACCUCGUGCCGCGGACGCCGGUGGAGGCCGUGCGCGCGGACCAGCUGCCGAAGCGGGUCGUCUUCCACGACGGCCGCCUCGUGCAGCGCCCGACCCCGCUCGUGGUCCUCCUCACCGUGCUGUGGUUCCCCGUCGGCCUCCUGCUCUCCCUCGUCCGCGUCGCCGCGGGGGUGCUUGUCCCGAUGCGGUGGCUCCACGUCGCGUUCCACGCGCUGGGCGUGCGCGUCGUCGUGCGGGGGGCGCCACCGCCGCCGCCGCGCGCUGACGGCAACGCGGCACGCACGGGGGUGCUCUUCGCCUGCUGCCACCGCACGCUCCUGGACGCCAUCUUCCUCUCCGUGGCGCUGGGCCGGCCCGUGGCCGCCGUCACCUACUCGCUGUCCCGCCUGUCGGAGUUCCUGUCCCCGAUCCGCACCGUGCGGCUCACCCGCGACCGCGCCGCCGACGCGGCCACCAUCAGGCGCGUGCUCACCGAGGAGGGCGACCUCGCCAUCUGCCCCGAGGGGACCACGUGCCGGGAGCCGUUCCUGCUGCGGUUCUCGGCGCUCUUCGCCGAGCUCACCGACGACGUCGUGCCGGUGGCGGUGGAGUGCCGGAUGAGCAUGUUCCACGGCACGACGGCGAGGGGGUGGAAGGGGAUGGACCCCUUCUACUUCUUCAUGAACCCGAGCCCCGUGUACACGGUCACGUUCCUCGACAGGCUGCCGCCCGAGCUCACCUGCGGCGGCGGGGGCAAGUCCAGCCACUGGGUAGCCAACUACGUGCAGAAGCUUAUAGCCUCCACGCUGUCGUACGAGUGCACCGGCCUCACCAGGAAGGACAAGUACAGGAAGCUAGCCGACAACGACGGCGUAGUCCCUGUAAACACCGACGAUGGUAGGAAGAAGCGCAUGGCUUUGUAA